Molecule: messenger RNA, 2172 nt
Organism: Esox lucius (northern pike)
Lineage: Eukaryota; Metazoa; Chordata; Actinopteri; Esociformes; Esocidae
Gene: slc34a2b
Product: solute carrier family 34 member 2b
Exons: 13
Coding region: 69-1997 (642 amino acids)
Biological process (GO): intracellular phosphate ion homeostasis; sodium-dependent phosphate transport
Cellular component (GO): brush border; apical plasma membrane; vesicle
Molecular function (GO): sodium:phosphate symporter activity
Source: RefSeq, a predicted model, not a curated record
UGCAGACACAGGUGAACUCUCCUCUUCAUAAGGACUCCUGCAAAAACCAAAUCCUCUUCUGCAGGGCAAUGGCUCCUCGUCCAGAAUCUGGAGAUGGUCAAUCUCCCACUGUUGAUGAAGACGCAGGUGUGCUGCCAGCAUAUUCCACCAUGGACCUGGUGGACAAGAACAAGGAUCCAGAUGGGGAUGACCCCUGGAACCUCCCUGACCUGCAGGAAACUGGAAUGAAGUGGUCUGAGAUUGAUACCAAAGGGAAGGUUAUGCGGGUUCUGACCUCCAUUGCCAAGUUUUUUCUGAUGGUUGGAUUUCUCUACAUGUUUGUCUGCUCUCUGGAUGUCCUGAGCUCUGCUUUUCAGCUUGUUGGAGGUAAGGCCGCCGGGGACAUCUUCCAGGACAAUGAAGUGCUGUCAAACCCUGUGGCUGGCCUGGUGAUUGGAGUGUUGGUCACAGUGUUGGUGCAAAGCUCCAGCACAUCCUCCUCCAUUGUAGUCAGCAUGGUGUCUUCUGGAUUGUUGGAGGUCCAGUCUGCGGUGCCGGUCAUUAUGGGAGCCAACAUUGGAACUUCUGUCACCAACACCAUCGUGGCCAUGAUGCAGGCAGGAGAUAGAAAUGAGUUCCGCAGGGCCUUUGCUGGUGCCACGGUCCAUGACUUCUUCAACUGGCUGUCUGUGCUGGUCCUGCUGCCUCUGGAGGCAAUCACAGGCGUACUGUACAAACUCACUAAGGUUGUCAUUGACUCCUUCGACAUCCAGGGAGGCGACAACGCCCCUGACCUGCUCAACGUAAUCACAGACCCUCUCACCAACUCCAUCAUAGAGCUGGACAAAUCUGUCAUCAAUGGCAUUGCUACCGGUGACCCAGCGGCCAUGAACAAGAGUUUAAUCAAAAUCUGGUGCAAAACCGAGAAAAUCACGACUCUUGAGAAUAAAACAGUUUCCUCAGCUGACAACUGCACAGUCGGCGCCCCCUGUUGGGUGGUAGGCAACCAGACAUGGACCCAGAUAAAUGUGACUGAGACAAUUAAUCUAGAGAGAUGCAGCCAUAUCUUUGCCUAUUCUGAUCUGCCCGACCUGGCUGUGGGACUAAUCUUGCUGGCCGUGUCCCUGCUCAUCCUGUGUUCCUGCCUCAUCCUCAUCGUCAAGCUGCUCAACUCCAUGCUCAAGGGACAGGUUGCUGUGGUCAUCAAGAAGGUUCUUAACACAGACUUCCCAUUCCCCUUCGGCUGGGUCACCGGUUACAUUGCCAUCAUGGUCGGAGCAGGGAUGACCUUCAUCGUCCAGAGCAGCUCUGUCUUCACCUCUGCAAUAACUCCUCUUGUUGGUAUCGGUGUUAUCAGCCUGGAAAGAGCCUAUCCCCUGACAUUGGGCUCAAAUAUUGGCACAACCACCACAGCUAUUCUUGCUGCUAUGGCUUCUCCUGGAGAAAAACUGGCCAACUCACUCCAGAUUGCGCUGUGCCAUUUCUUCUUCAACAUAGCGGGAAUCCUGCUGUGGUACCCCUUCCCCUUCACUAGGGUCCCCAUCCGCUUGGCCAGAGCCCUGGGGAACCGCACAGCCAAGUACCGGUGGUUUGCAGCACUCUACCUCCUGCUCUGCUUCUUCCUCCUGCCCCUGGCCAUCCUGGGGCUCUCCAUGGCUGGCUGGCAGGUCCUGGUGGGGGUGGCCGUGCCCAUUGUCAUCCUCGCCGUCUUCGUCAUGGUGGUCAACCUGAUGCAGACACAUUGUCCGCGCUACCUGCCCAGCGUGCUGCGGACCUGGGACUUCCUUCCCCGUCCUCUGCAUUCAAUGGCCCCCUUGGACCGCGUGGUGACGUCUGGGAUGGGGUUCUGCGCCACCCGCUGCUGCUGCUGCUGCAAGUGCUGCCAGAGGACUGAGGAUGAGGAGGAAGGCGGGAAGGAGAGGAAGAGGAGUUUGGAGAUGUAUGAUAACCCAGCCCUGACCAAAGACGAUGAGCAACCAGGGGCUGCCAAGGAAACCGCAAAAUCAACACAUCUCUAACAAUCUCCUGGAUUCACUGGAACAUGUCUGCAACACAUACAGCAUCUGAACUAUUUGUAAAAUAUUUGUAAUUAAUUGAUUUUAUUGAAAUUAUUUCUUCUGUUUUAACUAUUUAAGAGUUUUUUCAUAUGUGGAUAUUUGUAAAUAAAUUAAAUGUGUUAUAAACUGAACACGA